AAGAAAGAAAGGAGGAUGUUUUCUAGCUCAUGAUCAGUUGCAUUUUUGCAAAUUAUCUUAUUAAGAUAUUCCAGCUCUUAAAAAAUUAAUUUCCUGCGGUAAUUCUCAAAGAAAAAUAAAUCACCCUUCCGAAUGGAAUGUCACUCCCGGCGGCGGUGCGCUGCUCUUCUCUCUCAGUUUUGAACACGGGAGCUGCAGAACUUGGCGCCCGCGAGGUGCGGGCGGUCCCGCACUGCUGCGGCUGCCCGGGGCCCGGCGGCGGGCCGGGCAGGCGGCGCUGCCAGCAGCCGCCCACCGGCUCGGCCGGGCAGCGGCCCCGGCCCGGGCGGGGCGGGGGUCCGCGCGCCGCUGAUUGGCCGAGCGCGGCGCCCCGCGGAACGGGCCGCGGGCGGCGGCGGGGGCGGCGCGGCGGUGCCCGCAGAAUGGGCGGCAGAGCCGGCUUCUUCGAGGUGGAAAUCCUUGAUUGGGAGACAAAGAAACAGCUAUGCUUCCUAGAUAAGGUGGAACCAAAUGCUACAAUUAGAGAGAUCAGAUUGAUGUUCCAUAAAUUAUAUCCUCGGUGGUAUCCAGCAAGGCAGUCAAUAAAACUUGAUCCAAAAGGAAAGUCCUUGAGGGAUGAAGAAAUCCUGCAGCACCUCCCUGUUGGCACAACUGCUACCUUAUACUUUAAAGAUUUAGGGCCACAGAUAGGAUGGACUACGGUAUUUUUGAUAGAAUAUACAGGUCCAUUGUUCAUCUAUUUUCUGUUUUAUUUCCGCAUGACUUUUGUCUAUGGACUGGAUGAAAGGUUCACAUCAAGUCCACACCCAGUAGUUAACUUGGCAUGUAUCUGCCAUUCUUUCCACUACAUCAAAAGGUUGAUUGAAACAGUAUUUGUUCAUCGGUUCUCCCGUGGGACUAUGCCACUGAGGAAUAUUGUGAAGAACUGCUUAUAUUACUGGGGAUUUGCAGCUUGGCUUGCAUAUUACAUCAAUCAUCCUCUUUACACUCCUCCCUCUUAUGGGAAAAAGCAGAUAAAUUUUGCUGUGAUCAUGUUUCUGCUGUGUGAAGCUGGAAAUUUUUCCAUUCAUGUUGCCCUCAGUGACCUCCAGAGAAACGGAUCCAAAACCUGUAAGAUCCCAUAUCCAACAAAGAAUCCUUUCACAUGGCUGUUUUUCUUUGUAUCUUGCCCUAACUAUACAUAUGAGGUGGGGACCUGGAUCAGUUUCACUAUCAUGACUCAGUGUGUUCCAGUGGGACUGUUCACCUUGCUUUGCUUCAUUCAGAUGACAAUCUGGGCAAAGGAUAAACACUGCACCUACUUACGAGAAUUCAAGGAUUAUCCAAGUCACAGAAUGCCAAUUAUUCCCUUUUUGUUGUGAGAAAAGAAGGCUCAAUUUGAAUAUUGCACAGAACUUCAAGAAGAAAAACCUCAUAAAUGUCCUGCCAAAUAAAUGAAUUAAUGAAAAGGAUUUUGGUGCAUGUUGAAUCGCCACUGCUAAGGGAAAUUGUAUGCACUUGAAAGCUACACUUCCUUACAUUCAAGAAUUCUCAACUCAGAGGCACCUUAAAAAAUAAGGCUUCGUUGCACAGCUGCAAAAAAAAAAAGCCCCUGCAGUUCACUGUAACGUGACUUAGAUUUUUCUGUACUAGUCUGUUCAGAUUGAUGGAUCAGAGAUCCUGAGAAGUGUGUGCUGAAAAGCAGCUCCUAAUUUAGCAGUGGCAUUCUGCGAGACAGAAGUACGCUGGAACGAGGACACACCAGCUACCACCAGAGCUCCGUUCAGCCAGCACGGCCAGCUGGCCUCAGGACAGUUGCAUGAUCUGCCUUCUCUGACUUGAAGAGAGUGUGCUGCCUGGAGGCAGGUGCUUUGUAACAGAUAACAUUACCAAAGAAUAUGGAUGGUUCCUGGAAUAAAGAAAUAGGCAAUAUCUCAAAAACCUGGUUUGGGUCUAACCCCUAGUUUGCCAAAAGAAUCUGAAGAAGUAUUUGUAAUAUUUGUGAAUGCAAUAUCCUGUGCUGGGGUUUUUUGUUUGUUUUUGGUCUUCUUCAUUAGUAAGUUGCAUAGUAAAUAAGAUUCAGAAGCAAUCUAACCUAUGCCAUAUCUUUGAUAUCUGGUCUGUUUUUAUAUAACAUCUCCUUGUGAUACUAAUCGACCUUUUACCCAGCAUUUUACAUCAGGUUUCUCUAAGUAGUUUUUAAUACACUUUGUAAAUACAUGAAGUGACUGCUAGUCGUCUAGGAAUGCUCUUCCUAUUUUCAGAGCCAGGGAGAAAAAUGAGCUUCAUUUUGGACUUCCUGUGUUUUCUUUGUCACAGGAUGUUCUGUGGGACUUAGUUGGGUUUUGUGUAAAUCUAGUAAAAAAAGGCUAUUGAAAUCUAUCUGAACGAUAUUUUAAAGAAGCUAUUUUAGAAUAUGAAGAGAAUGCAUAGAUAUUGUUUUGUUUCAUAAGUAAUUUAUUUGUCUAUAAAUAGAUGUAUAGAAAGAUUUUUGCAACUAUUUGUAAGGGUGAAAUAUGCAAUAAAUUCUAUUUUAAAA
Messenger RNA from Prinia subflava (tawny-flanked prinia), 2518 nucleotides. RefSeq names its product trans-2,3-enoyl-CoA reductase (gene TECR). NCBI's taxonomy places the organism in Eukaryota, Metazoa, Chordata, Aves, Passeriformes, Cisticolidae. The transcript has 13 exons. The record is from RefSeq and is a predicted model, not a curated record. Bases 138 to 1361 code for a protein of 407 amino acids. Gene Ontology annotation, biological process: very long-chain fatty acid biosynthetic process. Gene Ontology annotation, molecular function: oxidoreductase activity, acting on the CH-CH group of donors.